This is a messenger RNA of Lachancea meyersii CBS 8951, 321 nucleotides long. NCBI's taxonomy places the organism in Eukaryota, Fungi, Ascomycota, Saccharomycetes, Saccharomycetales, Saccharomycetaceae. The record is from the annotation of a GenBank genome assembly.
AUGUCAAGUGCCGUUAAUCCUUUUAAGAACAUAGGGAGGAAUACGCUAUAUUUGGUCGGAGGGCUGAUAGUAUCGGUUUUUGUGACAAAAAAGCUUGUAAACUCGAACAAACAAAUUCAGUUCGACCGUAUGCAAGCCGAGGAGAUCACCAAAGAAAAUUACUACAAGAAUCUUGCAAACAUCAAGCCAGGUUUCCCACUGCCAGCAGAGGACUCUUCUGACGUUCGAAAGAGCGAGUUUGAGGGUAGAGGACUCAGCUAUCUAAGCAGAAAAGGAGGUGAUAGGCUUGGUUUUCUCGAUAGGAGAAGUGGAAGCGAUUGA